AUGGCAAACACCACAUCCAAAAGAACUGAUCCACAGCAAGAUGGUGGAAGUAACAACAAACAGGUGGAAAAAUCGAGCUCAACUCCAACCCCAAACUCCAAUUCCACUACCACUAAAUCAUCUGCACCAUCAGUCCCACCAGCGUCUUUAAUACCAGUACAACCAACACCCCUCACAUCUCGCGACAAGACCACCAAAAGAUUAAUAGUUGUGUUAUCACAAGCAUGUUUAGAAACCUACAAAAUGAACAGCAACAAUUCCGGUCCAGGAGGCGAUCGAUUUGCCUUAUUAAAUUGUGAUGACCAUCAAGGAUUACUUCGUAAAAUGGGAAGAGACAUAGCUGAAGCCAGACCCGAUAUUACUCAUCAAUGUUUAUUAACAUUGUUGGAUUCACCCAUUAACAAAGCUGGUAAAUUACAAGUGUAUAUCCAAACUGCUCGUGGUGUUUUGAUUGAGGUUAACCCUAGUGUGAGAAUUCCACGUACAUUCAAACGAUUCUCGGGGUUGAUGGUUCAGUUAUUACAUAAAAUGAGCAUAAGAUCAGAGAAUUCGAAAGAGGUAUUGUUGAAAGUCAUCAAAAACCCCAUAACUGAUCACCUACCUACUAAAUGUCGUAAAAUUACUUUAUCCUUUGAUGCUAAAGUUGUUAAAGUACAGGAUUAUGUUGCCAAAUUGGAUGAUGAUGAAAGUAUAUGUGUGUUUGUUGGUGCUAUGGCUAGAGGCAAGGAUAAUUUUGCAGACGAGUUUGUUGAUGAAAAAAUUGGAUUAUCGGAUUAUCCAUUAUCGGCAUCGGUUGCAUGUUCGAAAUUUUGUCAUGGAUGUGAAGAUGUUUGGGAGAUUUAUUAG
This is a messenger RNA of Lodderomyces orthopsilosis Co 90-125, 846 nucleotides long. RefSeq names its product 18S rRNA pseudouridine methyltransferase (gene NEP1). Gene Ontology annotation, molecular function: rRNA (pseudouridine) methyltransferase activity; rRNA binding. Gene Ontology annotation, cellular component: small-subunit processome; nucleolus. Gene Ontology annotation, biological process: rRNA base methylation. The record is from RefSeq and is a predicted model, not a curated record. The transcript has a single exon. NCBI's taxonomy places the organism in Eukaryota, Fungi, Ascomycota, Pichiomycetes, Serinales, Debaryomycetaceae. Bases 1 to 846 code for a protein of 281 amino acids.